UUUACAAGGUUUGAGGGGAAAGAAAAUUUUCUGAAUAAUUUGUGUAUGUUAUGUUUUUGACAGCCUAUGGAACUACCCAGUAUCAGGCUCAGGUACUCUCUUCAUGAGAAUCGCUGAAAAAAAAAGGAUCAGAUCCAGACAAACGGAUAUCAGAUUCGUGAUCUAGGUGACAAAGACUUUCGUAUUAUGACAUUUCUAGCGUGCAUUAAAAUUAAUGAUUUUCGACCACUUCCAUUGUAGCUUGCAACUGUGUGCUAUUUUUUUCUUAAAUAUUGCGUUAAAUGAUUAUCUGAAUUGUAGAGGGUGAACAAUUUCCAAAUUAUUAUGGUUCAUUAACUCAAUCGACAACCAUUCGUAUUGGAAGUAAUAAUGAAGGUAAAGAAGUUCAUAUUCCAUUUAAUACAAUUUUACCAAUGUUACAUCCAAAUGAUAUUAUUAUUGGUGGAUGGGAUAUAAAUGAUGCGAAUUUAUAUGAAUCAAUGAAACGUGCUUGUGUAUUUGAUUAUUCAUUACAAGAAAAAUUAAAAACAAAAAUGACUGAAUUUAAACCAUUACCAUCAAUUUAUUAUCCAGAUUUUAUUGCAGCAAACCAAGAAGAUCGUGCUAAUAAUUUAAUUCCAAAAGGAACAAAACAACAAGAUUUAGAACAUAUACGUAAUGAUAUACGAAAUUUUAAAAAAGCUCAUAAUUUAGAAAGAGUUAUUGUUUUAUGGACAGCAAAUACUGAACGUUAUACUGAUGUUCGCAAAGGUUUAAAUCAAACAGGUGAUGAAAUUCUUCAAUCAAUUGCAGCCAAUGAUGAUGAAAUAAGUCCAUCAAAUAUAUUUGCUUGUGCUGCUAUUUUAGAAGAUUGUCCAUAUAUAAAUGGUAGUCCACAAAAUACAUUAGUACCAGGUUUAAUUGAACUUGCUGAAAAACAUCAAGUUUUUAUUGGUGGUGAUGAUUUUAAAAGUGGACAAACAAAACUUAAAUCAGUUCUUGCUGAUUUUCUUGUUUCAGCUGGUUUAAAACUUCAAUCCAUUGUUUCAUAUAAUCAUUUGGGUAAUAAUGAUGGAAAAAAUUUAAGUGCACCACAACAAUUUCGUUCAAAAGAAAUUAGUAAAUCAAAUGUUGUUGAUGAUAUGGUUGGUGCUAAUCAUUUAUUAUAUAAUAAAAAAAGAAAUGAACAUCCUGAUCAUGUUGUUGUCAUCAAAUAUGUUCCAUUCGUUAAAGAUUCUAAACGAGCUAUGGAUGAAUAUAUAUCAUCAAUAUUUAUGAAUGGUCUUAGUACAAUAGCUAUUCAUAAUACAUGUGAAGAUUCACUUUUAGCUUCACCAUUAAUUAUUGAUCUUGUUAUAUUAACAGAAUUAAUGACACGUAUUACAUAUAAAACAAAUGAUAAAGAAGACUAUCAAUCAUUUGAACCCGUUUUAGCAAUAUUAUCUUAUCUUCUCAAAGCUCCUUUAGUUCCACCAGGUACACCAGUUAUAAAUGCACUUUUUAAACAACAUCGUUGUAUAACAAAUAUAUUAUCAGCAUGUGCAGGUAUUGCUAUGGAUACAGAUAUGUUAUUAGAACAUAAAACAAAUUUACCAAAGCCAAUGAAAAUUCAAAUUUAA
Molecule: messenger RNA, 1598 nt
Organism: Adineta steineri
Lineage: Eukaryota; Metazoa; Rotifera; Eurotatoria; Adinetida; Adinetidae
Source: the annotation of a GenBank genome assembly